Annulohypoxylon truncatum is the source of this 3282-nucleotide messenger RNA. RefSeq lists its product as uncharacterized. Lineage: Eukaryota; Fungi; Ascomycota; Sordariomycetes; Xylariales; Hypoxylaceae. Bases 669 to 2750 code for a protein of 693 amino acids. The transcript is spliced from 7 exons. The record is from RefSeq and is a predicted model, not a curated record.
GUUCGGUGUUAGGGAGCGCGUCAUCGUACUACCUACAGGUAUCAGGUGGCUUACCGACGAAGCGGCCCUAAGCCUUAAAUAUCUAGCUACAUUACCAAAAACCAAGUAUUGUCCACUCAGCUCACACCUUUUAGAUUAGACUGAGUACUUCUAUCGGCUAUCGACUAAGAUUGGACAGGCUUACGGUCUUCACCAUGAGGAUUGAGGGGAUUGAGGCUGAACAUCCCGGCCGCUCACCUUCGCAACUUCGGUCGCCAGAAUAACCCGGGGGCGCUGGGCUCAGGGGGCAGUGCUGACAGACCUUCGCCCAGGUUGGCCCGGUCUGUCCAGGUGGCUUGCUUGAGACGGGAACUUAGAAACUCAAGGGAGAGCUCGAAGCUGAUAGGAUCUUUGCUUGGUUCCAAGAGCUUUCCACGUGUAAUCUUGCCAAUACUGCCAGCCCCGUAUUACGAAUUCAUACGAGGCGAUCGAGGCAUUUGAUUACGCUUCUUACCCUUCCAACAUUGUGUCUCCUUAGAAGGCAGCUAAAUGCAAACAUACAAAAUAGACUUGUUGAAUCAUCGACAUGGGAUCAAUAUUCUUCAUCGUCUCUUUACGCACCAUACAAACUUAAUGACACAUCUAUAUAUUUCCUUUACCCACGUAGGUAGAGUUUGCCCCCUGAGGUCAUGCCAGCGCUCUCCUCGACCUUGCUACUAGAUAACCUUGUUACUCGAAAUAUAACCCUUGGCUCUGCUACGUCUGCCUUAGCUUCCAACGCGACCAAUGUCGAGAAUAGCUUACAGGUUAUAUGCGCCUGGCCCGUGUCAGGUCAGUACGGCCCAGGAUCGAGAGUUUUGUACUAUGUCCUUGUAGCAGCUUGUGUCCUUGCUCGGAAAGCGGAAUGGCUCAGAAGCGCUUGCUUGGCUGCUGCGUUGGUCUUUCCAGCUGUGGCUGCCAUCCACGGCAUCGUACUCGCCGCUGUGCAUGUUGACGGGGCUGUUGAUAUGGACGUGUACGGAGCUUUCCAGUUUUGCUCGAUUGGAAUACUAGCAGCCCCUUUAACAGUUAGGAUAUCAAGAACAUACUUCAAUGACCCAGGCAGGAACAUAAUCUUCCUAUGGACUGGCAUCGUACUUGCUGGCUUGUUGAGCUUAACCGUCGAAUUCUUCCGAGCAGCGCCCGUGCCUUGCGCCCGCGAUGAUAGUGGCAAUCCUCUUAACCCUAACGACCUUUGGGGAUUUCUUAACAACAACGUCACUUGCAAUCUUACCUGUUCUACCACCUCUGGACCUUUCUCUCCUUUGCGUAAAGACGCUACGAAUGAAAUUUUCGUCAUACCGAUGCCUACUAGACUUUCUUUCAACGCUGGCAUACUUCUCGCAGCUGCAUGUUGCAUCCCGGCCGUCCUCUCGCUUGUAUCUAUGUGGAAUAAGAUCCUUGAGAUUAACUGGAAGUCAAGAUUUGGCCUAGGCGACGGAGAUCAGCUAAUUGAGGGGACAAACGGCGCUACCGUUGCGAAGAUGACCGGAGUCAAUGCCAUGGUUAGGUUGUUUCUGAGCACACUAGAAAUUCCUAUCUUGAGCGCUGCAGUAAUUGCUAUUCUUGUCUUCGGCGAGCUGAACUUAUGGAGUGCUCAAGUUUAUUGGCAAACAGAGCCGAUUGCUAGUAUAGGACAGUGGGCCCCCAUCGUUGGUACAGUCCUUGCCGCGUUAGGGUCUCUAUACGUGCUCCUUUCAGUAGACAUGGACGCCAUAAAUAGAGGGGAGAACCCAGAGGCUUUCACACACCACUGCCAUUGCUCGCAUCACCCUUUCCACGGCGACCGAUAUCUGAGUCCUCACCCCCAAGCUUACUCUUCUGGGGGUAGUGUAGAUGCUGAAAGCGCACAUGGAGGUGCCUCAGAUUAUCCAGAACACGACUUGAGAAGCAUCCCACCCACGCAAGAAUAUAGCAACGGCGGCCUAUUUAUCGAUUCCUCCCACCUUAUCGCACAACCAAGUGCCGCCCGUUUACGAUCGAGCUCUUCAAAUAGCAGGGGUGCAGCUUCGACUGAAAUAGCACCAACGACGAAUCCGACCGACAUAGGCCACAGGCGCAGAGUAUAUAGGGCGCUACUCAAAGUUAGCACUUACCUGGGCACUGCAAACAAAAGCCAAUUCGACGACUCCGAGUUUAAACAUGGAAAAGCACUCGACUUUCCCGAGGUCCCAGCGGAGGAACAGCGAAAUCCAGUACUACCACAAAUUAGGGAGGCCUACAACCAACAUCGUGAAAACGAGCUCACGGCGAGGACGGGUAGCUUCGCGGGGAGCAUAGCCUCAAGGGGGAGUUUCGAAGAGAACUCAACUAUAUCAAGGGCAAUAUCGGCCCCACACCAACCAUCUCGAGCCCCAUCACCAUCACCUACGAUACACAGACUACGGCACGCUAGUACAUUACCAGUUGAACAAGGGCCAUCUGGGACACAAGAUCUCGCAUCUCGCGGUAGGACGAGGGAGCGAAGCGAUACACUCACGGUUCCCGAACCAGAUAUCCAUCACGGUCAUGCAAGAAACACUCGAUCAGCUUCCCCUGUGUCGCCCGUACCUCCUGCCUCGCCUACUGAGCCUCCUAGUAUCAUAGAUAAUGGCCAGGGCUCGCCUGCAAUUAUUAUAUCUCAUCCCGAUACCAACACCGUCGUGAAGGAACCUGCCCCUCUUGAUCCUCCUAUUACCCAACCAUCUGAGCCGGCAUCAUCGCAGGCAAAAACAUCACCUCCGCCGACCUGAACUAGCGACUCCAAUUCAUCCAUACGUAUCCUACAUCGACGACUUAACAAACGCCCCCUAUAAUCACUGAGAAGACGGACCCACCCUUUUCUCACUCAUACAACCCCAGCCAUUCUCGACCUCGCAAGAAGAUUCAACUACAUUUAUCCCACCUAUACUCUCUACAAUGAUAGAAUUUCAAAUCCCACAAAAAGCACCAAUGCUUUAACACCACCAGCCACCUACAGAAACAGCAAUCCCAUCGGAAAACAGCACGAGCACAUUACGAACGACGAACGAAACGAACUUCUACGCCAUUACGAAAACUUAGAUAUCUGGAUACGUUUACUGGUAUAUACACCUAGAUACCUACCUACCUACCUUCAUCUUAUACUUGGAUUAGGCGCGACACCUGAGGUAUAUAGAGAUAAAAACAAGGAUACCCCUAUUCCCGUCCUGAGUUCAGGAUAAAGGGGGAAUGAGGUAUAUGUUUACACCACAUCCUUAUAUGGGUAUUGUAUAUAGACAUAAAUUGAAACUUAUAAUAUCAAUG